This is a messenger RNA of Scomber japonicus (chub mackerel), 1140 nucleotides long. It is a transcript of the gene sgtb, whose product is annotated as small glutamine rich tetratricopeptide repeat co-chaperone beta. Gene Ontology annotation, biological process: post-translational protein targeting to endoplasmic reticulum membrane. NCBI's taxonomy places the organism in Eukaryota, Metazoa, Chordata, Actinopteri, Scombriformes, Scombridae. Gene Ontology annotation, cellular component: TRC complex; membrane. Bases 1 to 921 code for a protein of 306 amino acids. The transcript has 11 exons. The record is from RefSeq and is a predicted model, not a curated record. Gene Ontology annotation, molecular function: protein binding; molecular adaptor activity.
AUGGCCGUGGAGAAGCGCCUGGCAUUCUCUAUUGUGCAGUUCCUACGAGAUCAAACACAUUGUGGCACUUUGAAUUCAGAUGAGCAGGAGAGCCUCGAAGUUGCAAUACAGUGUUUGGAGACCACCUUUAAGAUCAGCUCCAGUGACUGCCAUCUUGCUGUGCCUCAGCCUCUGACAGAGAUAUUCCUUAAUAACCUGCUCAAGAAUGACAUCAUUAGCAAACCAGAGACUUCCCCAUCUCCAGAAGACAUUGAACGAGCAGAGCAACUUAAGAAUGAAGGGAACAAUCACAUGAAGGAGGAGAACUACAGAUGUGCAGUGGAGUGCUACACAAAAGCCAUUGAUCUGGACUUAAGAAAUGCUGUGUACUACUGCAAUAGGGCUGCAGCUCACAGUAAACUGGGAAAUUACACAGAGGCAACUGGUGACUGCGAGAGAGCCAUUGGGAUUGAUCCUACCUACAGUAAAGCGUACGGGAGGAUGGGAUUGGCUUUGACAGCAAUGAACAAGUAUCCAGAGGCAAUUACCUAUUUCAAGAAAGCUUUGGUAUUAGACCCUGAGAAUGACACCUACAAAUCCAACCUGAAGAUUGCAGAGCAGAAGCAGAAAGAAGCAACCAGCCCAAUAGCUGCUGGAUUGGGUUUUGACAUGGCCAGUUUAAUCAACAACCCUGCCUUCAUCAGCAUGGCUGCAAGUGUGAUGCAGAACCAACAAGUACAACAGCUUAUGUCAGGAAUGAUGUCUAAUGCAGUCGGGGGUCCUGCGGCGGGUGUGGGUGGACUGUCAGACAUUUCCAGCUUGAUUGAAGCAGGACAGCAGUUCGCCCAGCAGAUCCAGCAGCAGAACCCAGAGCUGAUCGAGCAGUUAAGGAACCACAUCCGGAGCCGCUCCUUCAGUGGCAGCGCUGAGGAGCACUCAUGAUCCACUCAGCCUCACGGUUUUUUCCAAGGAAGGGCAACCAUAUGGCGCGAUAACAAUCUCUACAACACCCAUUUCUUAAUGUCAAAUCCCCGGCAAAGCUGGAAUGAAAGACAAGGAUGGGACUGAAGGCACUUUACUGUGACUAACGGCUCUGGAGUGGAGAGAGACGGAGGAGGCCUGGAGACUGGACCAUGAAAUGAAGUACCCCACACAUCUAGG